AUGAUAGGACUCACUGGUACAUACGAACAAAUAGCAAAAGUUGCAAAAAGUUAUCGAGUUUAUUUCAGUCGUCCACCUAAGGUAAAGCCUGGUGACGAAUAUUUAGUAGAUCAUUCAAUAUUUUUUUAUUUAAUGGAUCCGAAUGGUCAGUUUGUUGACGCUUAUGGAAAAAAUACUACCGCUGAUAGUGUUACGGAUAGUGUUAAAGGACAUAUUAAAAAUUUUAUUGAUAGGGGUGGCGUAAUUAAGAAAUUGGAGAAUAUAAUAGUAGUGCGGGAUGACGUUGAAGCCGUGCAACGGCAGAAACGUGAAUUAAAGGCCGAAGGUGACAGGAUUUUUAGGGAAACCCUUAUCAAUAUUGGGUAUUUUCCUUUGACGUCUGGAAAAAGAAAUGUUUUAAAACAAACUCAAACAAUGUCUAAUCCUUCAGCAGAGAAUAAUAGUAAUAGCAUUGCUGGCAGUAUUAGAUUAUUAGGAACUAGACUUGUAGGAUUUGGAAGUGAUUACGGUGAUUAA
Molecule: messenger RNA, 516 nt
Organism: Racocetra fulgida
Lineage: Eukaryota; Fungi; Glomeromycota; Glomeromycetes; Diversisporales; Gigasporaceae
Source: the annotation of a GenBank genome assembly